AAGCCGUUCUAAAGCUUUAAGCCACCAAGUAUUUGGUUUUGCCUCUUCACUUAUGAAUCCGUGUUCUCCUGGCAGUCGGGUGGUUGAAGGAAUCUGCUGGAAUCCCAGUGAGAUCACGUCAUGAGAAUAACAGCUGGAGCAGCCGAUGAAAGGUUCCACCACAGAACGAUGAAGCACUAAGAAGAGUCGGUCACACUAGGCUAAUAUCUGGGGGAUGGCCCUUCAUGGCCUCAGGCGAGACACAGAUACGUAUUGCUGAGCUAAGAGGUGAAGUUCCUCAGAAACCAACUUCUCAUCCAGACAAACCUAAAGAGCCUAAGGGUGGCAGCAGCCCUUCCCCAAAGCUCUCGCCCAUCUGGAAGCCUAAGAGAGAACAUGUCCAUUUGGCUCAGAAUCACCGAUCCGCUCAUUCCAUGUUCCCUCGUCCUUCCUGUUUGUUCUCUGAGACAUCGACACCUUUAACACCUUCUCCUCCAGCAACUGGACCAAGGCCGCUGCAUGACACCCUUGAAAGAACGUUUGUUUUCCAUAGAGCUUCCAAAAACCCAACAAUUCUUCUUAUAGGGCAGAAGACUGAAAGUCAUAGGACGAUCUCCACCCGCUACAGGUAUCCACCAGUCAGGCCUUUCCUUAAAUCUGCCAAAACUGAGCGUGCCAUGACCUCUUCGUUGGUAGAUCAGUUCCACCUGCCAAGCGCAGCUGGGGAACUCCCCGAUGUUGGCAUCAGAAGACCUUCCAGUGUUGCAGCCAAGUUGCCCUCCGAUCCUUCCAGGCCGGCCUUAAUCCCGAACUCCUUCCUACGACCAAGCAGUACUAAAGUGCCUUUACAUGUAGACAAGAAGACGACACCAAACCCCCCUCAGGUUGGAGCAAAGUCUGCUUCAUGGUCCUCUGGUGAGAAAGGAGGCUUCGGCCAACCUAAUGGGGUGGUGCCUUCGGUCAAUCACACUGGCAUCCGAGCAAGGACCGUGUUCUGCAAAGCGGCUUCUUCAUCCAGUAUCAUGGAGGGAAAGGCCAGAGUUGAGGAAACUACAUGGCACAUACUUGAAAAUAAUAACGUUGGCAGCUCACCCAAUAGAGACAUCCAACUUACAGAAGCUGUGAGGCGCCUGACAGGAAGUCACGGGCUCGCUGGCGGUGAAGCACAAACUUCUACUAAAGCUUUCUGCCAAAAUGAGAACCCACGUGCCAUCAGUGCCACAGCACAACCUGCAUGUCCAGGCCACAAAAAAGACCCUAUUCCCAAUAGCCUGGCCUCAGAGGGUCCAAGCCUUAAGAUUGACACCAGUGUUUCCAGUACUUACCAUGCCAAUGCCUGCACCCAGCAAACCAGUGCCAGCCUCGGUGCCAAGGGAGACGACUCGUGCCCUCUUGACGUCUCUGCUCAUCUUCCAGCCUUGAAAAAUGAACCAUUACUCCCGGUGACUGGUGAGACUUCUCAUCGAGGGAACAUCACUGUGAUGGCAUCUCAGAUCUCUACUAUACAUCUUAAUAAACCUGGUGAAGAUGUAGCAAAUAACUUCGAUAUUACUGUGCCAAACUCCGAGCUGGAUGCUGCUGAUGAGGAGCUUCCUGAAGGCUUGGAUGACACCCAAGAGGAAGAGGAGGAUGAGGAAGAUCCUGCUGCUGUCCCAGCGUCCUCAUCCACUACACCAUUGGCUGAUCCAUCCAGACAAUGUGUUGCCAAUAUGGACCUCGCUCAAUCAGAUGUGGAUUUAAUUCUCAGACCAGCCCUCACCCCGAGCCUGUUCCCAAACACAACCCCUACUAUUUAUUUUGCCACUCAGGAUGAAAAAGUGGAGCUAUUGCCUUGGGCACAAAGAAAACUGUUGAAGUGGAAGAUGAGCACAGUGACCCCAAAUAUAGUAAAACAGACCAUAGCAAGGUCUCACUUCCGGAUCACCAAAAAGAACGAUUGGUUGGCUUGCUGGGGUCAUCACAUGAAGUCUACAGGCUUCAAGGCUAUCAAAGACUACCAAAAGCUGAACCAUUUUCCAGGCUCCUUUCAAAUCGGAAGGAAAGACCGUCUGUGGAGAAACCUGUCCAAAAUGCAGGCUCGCUUUGGAAGGAAAGAAUUCAACUUCUUCCCUCAGUCCUUUGUGCUUCCACAAGAUAUCAAACUGCUGAGAAAAGCCUGGGAGGAGGGCGGGACGCGGCAAAAAUGGAUCGUGAAGCCGCCUGCAUCAGCCAGAGGAAUGGGGAUCCAGGUUAUACAUAAAUGGAGCCAGCUUCCGAAGAGGAGACCGCUGCUAGUGCAGAGGUACUUGCACAAACCCUACCUCAUCAGUGGCAGUAAGUUUGACUUGCGGAUCUAUGUUUACGUCACGUCGUAUGACCCCCUCAGAGUCUACCUGUUUAACGACGGCUUGGUGCGAUUUGCCAGCUGCAAGUAUUCGUCAUCCAUGAAAAGCCUAAGCAACAAAUUCAUGCACUUAACAAACUAUUCUGUGAAUAAGAAGAAUGUGGAUUACAAGGCGAACGCGGAUGAGUCUGCCUGUCAGGGGCAUAAAUGGGCACUGAAGGCGUUGUGGAGCUACCUCAACCAGAAGGGUUUCAGCAGUGACAAAAUUUGGGAGAAGAUCAAAGAGAUGGUGAUAAAGACCAUUAUUGCUUCUGAGCCCUAUGUGAACAGCUUAAUGAAGAUGUACGUACAGAACCCGCACAGCUGCCAUGAAUUGUUCGGCUUUGAUAUCAUGUUGGAUGAGAACCUGAAGCCGUGGGUCCUAGAAGUGAACAUCUCACCCAGUCUACAUUCUAAUUCUCCGCUGGAUGUAAAGAUCAAAGGUCAGAUGAUCUGCGACCUCCUGAACCUGGCCGGUUUCCUGCUCCCCAACAAAGAGACCACAAGUCCCAGCAUUGGAAAUUCAAGCUCCAGUGUGUUGGGGCGGGACCAUGGGCAUUCAGCAGAAAUUGUGAAUGAGGAGAAGAUGAAACGGGCCCAUUACCUCAGCCAGAAGAUGCCAGAUAAGGAUCUCUAUGCCACAGUACUGGACCACCUCACUCCAGAGGACGUGCGAGUCCUAGUAGAGACGGAGGAUGAGCUCUCGCGCUGUGGGCAGUUUGAGCGAGUCUUCCCGUCCGCCAUCUCUUCACGAUAUCUGCGCUUCUUCGAACAGCAGCGUUAUUUCAAUAUUCUCACCAACCAGUGGGAGCAGAAAUACUAUGCCAGCAGAGAGAAAGGACAAGAACUACUGAGAAGUUUGUGUAUGAUGAAUUUUCACACUGGAUCGGCUGCGCACUCAUCGACGUGGUCACUGCAGAGAUCUCCUGGUCAGAGCGCAACGUGUCUCAAUGGCUGCCACAAAGGGGACGCAACAAAACCCAGCAGAUUACCCCCUUCUCCUGAGGAAGAACUGAAAUCCUUAAAGAACCCCCCUCUCCAUCAGAGUCCUGUGCACCAUCCGCAGCCCGACCUCAGCCCGGGCCCGCUCCUGUCCCAUAUCAUGUCUACCCUGCCGGAAUCUGCCCUGGUCAUGUGAUCAGCAUCGCCGCCUCCUCUGCGCUGCUCAAAAUCUACCUCAAUGGAUGAUUUCUAAUGUGGACGCCGACCAAUACAUCUGUGACAAGGGGGCAAGAUGGAGACCUCGCAGGGGGAUCACUGUGCUUCCGAAAAUAAAUGCAAUACUGCAAGGAGCAAUCGGGACACAUUUUUAUAGGUGUUUAUUUUUAUACAGUGUUAGGGAUAGGAGGGGUCUUGUGAGGAGGUUUUGGGCUCCAGGAAUCGACCAGUCCUUGAAUUGUCACCUUCCUCAUUCAUCGGGGGCCUUGGUCCUAGGCAGAGCCAGGUCCGGGCCUUAGGGAGCAUUUCAGGAAGAUGUUGUCUGUUCUACUGUUCUGGUUGAGAUUUUAUUGUUUGGGUUUGUUUUGUGUUUUGUUUUUUUCUCUUUUUUUCUUGCAAAAUAAUAUAUUAAUAAUAAAAGAAUGCACAAAGCUGACAGAUGAGCUGCCGUGUUUUC
Hyla sarda is the source of this 3956-nucleotide messenger RNA. RefSeq names its product tubulin tyrosine ligase like 4 (gene TTLL4). The record is from RefSeq and is a predicted model, not a curated record. Bases 225 to 3479 code for a protein of 1084 amino acids. Lineage: Eukaryota; Metazoa; Chordata; Amphibia; Anura; Hylidae. Gene Ontology annotation, cellular component: cilium. Gene Ontology annotation, molecular function: tubulin binding; tubulin-glutamic acid ligase activity. Gene Ontology annotation, biological process: protein polyglutamylation; microtubule cytoskeleton organization. The transcript has 19 exons.